CACCAAAAUGGCACCACCCCCCGCCAAGACUGACGACGAGAAGACGCACCCGCCCGCCGCUGCCAGCUUCGACGCCGACGCCGAGCUCGUGCCCCCCGCUCCGCGCGACGCGACCGCGCCCGGCGUGGCGCGCAUCGAGGCCGUCGCGGCCGUGUGGAAGACGUGGGAGCGGUGGUUCUUCUGGCUCGCGCUGUUCCUCUUCUGCUACUACCGCGGCCUCGACGGCAUGACGCGCCCCACGUUCCAAGCGUUCGCCGUGUCCGAGUGGAAUGUCGCCGGGCAGACUGCCACGCUCGCCGUCAUCCGCGCGUGUAUCGGUGCUGCAAGUCAACCAGUGUACGCCAAGCUGUGCGACCACGUCGGACGCCCGUUCGUGCUCUUCAUCUCUACGCUCUUCUUCCUCCUCGGCACGGUCGUGUGUGCCGCCGCGCAGAACUUUGGGAGCUAUAUUGCCGGCUUUGUGAUCUACACUUUCGGCUUUGGAGGGCAGAACAUGCUCAUCUUUGCCGUCGCGUCCGACUUUUCGUCGAUGCGCUCGCGCCUCAUCUUCCUGCACGCGCCCUCCGUCCCGUUCCUCAUCAACACCUGGGUUUCGGGCAACGUCGCGCAGAGCCUGAUGAACACCACCACCUGGCGCUGGGGCUUCGGCAUCCCAGCCAUCAUCGACCCGUUCACGACCUCGCUGGUGUUCGUGCCGCUGCUGCUUGGCCUGCUGCGCGCCAAGCGCCAGGGCCGACUCGAGGGCAUCCGCUCCACGCCGCAGCUGCUUGCGUCGCCUGCCAACUGGCUCGACCUGCUCAUCAAGGUCGACUUUAUCGGCCUCGUACUCAUUGCUAGCAGCCUGGCGCUCAUCCUCGUCCCCCUCACCCUCGGCGGUGGGAACGCAGCCAAGUGGCGCACUGCGCCGGUGCUUGCGCCGCUUAUCGUCGGCCUGACGACCACCCUCCCGGGUUUCAUCAUCUGGGAGGCCAAGUUCGCCAAGCACCCCAUGCUGCCCAAGAAGCUGCUCAAGAACCGGCACAUCCUGUGCGGGCUGGCCAUCGCGCUCUUCUCCAUCGCCUCCAGCUCGACGCAGGGCUCGUACCUCUACUUCACCCUGGUCGUCGCAUUCGGCAAGAGCGUCGAGGCGGCGACGCGCGUGCGCAACAUCACGUCGUUCGUCUCGACCAUCGUCGGCAUCAUGGUCGGCUUUGCCGUGCGCCACUUCCGCCAGCUCAAGCCCUUCAUCAUCGCCGGCGCGGUGCUGUACAUUGUUGCGUUCGGCCUGCUUAUCCGCUACCGCGGCGGGCACUCUGUCUCCGACUUUGCCGGCCUCGUCGGCGGCGAGGUCGUGCUGGGCGUGGCGAACGCGCUGAUCCAGUACCCUGCCACGACGGCGCUCCAGGCCGUGGUGCAGCACGACAACAUGGCCAUCGUGACGGCCAUGUUCAACGCUUGCUUCCAGGUCGGCGCGGCCAUCGGCUCGGCAAUGGCAGGCGGCAUCUGGACCAACCUGAUGCCGCGCAAGCUGCAAGCGGGGCUCGAGCGCGCGGGCAUCCCCAACGCCGACAAGCUCGCGCUCAGCGUGUACGGCAACCCGAUCAAGUUUAUCGCGCAGUACAAGGUCGGCACGCCGGAGCGCGGGGCCGUCGACGGCGCGUACCGCGACGUGCAGCGCUACAUCUGCAUUGCGGGUAUCUGUGUCGCGGUCAUCCUGUUCGGGUUUACUUUCGGCCUCGACAACCCUCGCCUGGGGGACAAGCAGACCAACGACGAGGCCGAGCGCAGCGACUCGGACGAGGCGAGCGUCGAUGAGAAGGCCAAGGUGGUCAAGGCCUAGUGGACCUAGUUGGGUAGGGCAGGGUCAAGGCAGGCUUUAGUAGUCAGGGUGGCCAUCCCGCUAUGCAUCUUACAGUAUGCGCCG
Molecule: messenger RNA, 1903 nt
Organism: Vanrija pseudolonga
Lineage: Eukaryota; Fungi; Basidiomycota; Tremellomycetes; Trichosporonales; Trichosporonaceae
Product: Siderophore iron transporter 1
Exons: 6
Coding region: 8-1819 (603 amino acids)
Biological process (GO): transmembrane transport
Cellular component (GO): plasma membrane
Molecular function (GO): transmembrane transporter activity
Source: RefSeq, a predicted model, not a curated record